Cheilinus undulatus (humphead wrasse) is the source of this 2959-nucleotide messenger RNA. It is a transcript of the gene cdc25b, whose product is annotated as cell division cycle 25B. The transcript has 15 exons. The coding region runs from base 336 to 2078 and encodes 580 amino acids. Gene Ontology annotation, cellular component: cytoplasm; nucleus. Lineage: Eukaryota; Metazoa; Chordata; Actinopteri; Labriformes; Labridae. The record is from RefSeq and is a predicted model, not a curated record. Gene Ontology annotation, biological process: positive regulation of G2/M transition of mitotic cell cycle; positive regulation of G2/MI transition of meiotic cell cycle; G2/M transition of mitotic cell cycle. Gene Ontology annotation, molecular function: protein tyrosine phosphatase activity.
CUGCAUCUUUUCCUCAGAAACCAGGGGCUGUCACAGAGGGAGUACGCUGUGCUGCAGCUCUCCAAGAAACUAUAACUAUGCGACUUUAGCAAUUUAGCAAGACUGAAUCAAAGUUUUCCUCCUCAUGGAAACACAGAACCACUUUUAGCCCGUCUUUCGGAUCGUAUAUUUGGAAAUGCACCCUUAAAGAGUUGUUAGUAGGCUACUUGUUAGCUUCCGGGUUAGCUUCAAGUUUGGACCGUCUUGCUAAUUUUCAUUUUCAGGCCCGAAAUUUUAACUUAUUCCACCUUCAAGCAACACCGCCUGCUGGAAUAGCAUAAAUUGGACUGAUAAAGAUGGAGUCAGUCAACGUUUUCGGCAACACCAGUCCUGUUAACUCGGUUUUGAAAAGGAGGCCCGACGCCAUCCCCGGGUUUUCCUCGCUCUCUCUGCCCGAGAUGAGCACAAAGAACGCGCACUGCAAGAAUCUCUUCUCCCCCGGACCCGCGACGGUGCUAUCUCCUGUCACUAAUCUGGCCCUGGAUAUGAACAACUUGGCUGGACUUGGAAGCCAAUGUGAUACCCCAAAAAGGAGAAAGCAUGCACAUCUUGAGAAGGUUCCCUCCUUUGCCUCUGAUGUCUCAUCUGAUGCUGGCCUUGGCAUGGAUCUCCCCAGUCCCCUGGAUGCUGUUGAAAUGGAGGACACGUUCGAAAGAGCCAUUCAACAGUCAUGCAAGGUUUUCAAUGAGAAGAUGCCAAUUCGUAGAAUCAAUUCAUUGCCAGUCCAGCUCUUGAGCUACAGUCCAUCUUUAAAGGGACAGGAAACAGAUUCACACAGAUAUGGAAUAUUCGGCCAACAACCCUCACAAUUUCCAGCGUCUUCUGGCUCUCAGCGUGAAAAUAAAGAGAACAUGCCAGAGGAGGGCUUUGAAUUCAAAAAACCAACCAAACCAGCAUCACGUUGUCGCAUCCGCUCCUUCAACAGCGGGCAGUCGAGGGACGCAUUUGCUCGCCGUCCCAGCUCAGCACCAGCCCUCAUGUUUUCUUCACCUCCUCCCAUCCAGCAGCUUGACUUCCAGGACUCCAGCCCCAUGUUCCUGCGACGCUCCUCCCUCACUUCCUCUCUAAACGACGACGAUGACGACGGCUUUCUCGACGUACUGGACGACAACAUGGAGAACAACUCAGGGAUGCCGAUGGGAAUGGCCAGCUUGCUUCAUGCUCCGCUGGUGUCAGACAGCACAGCAGAAGACUCUCCUGUGAUUCGCUGUCGGCCUCGCAGCCUAUUCCGCUCCCCCUCCAUGCCCAGCCCGGUGUCCCGUCCCUCUGUGAAGCGCCCAGACUGCCCUGCAGAUGAAAACACACCUGUCAGGGUGAAGCGGAGACGGAGCCUGGCAGGAACACAAGUCACCACCCUGGAACAAAACCCUGAAUCCCCCAGAAUGAGCUACUCGCUGCUGCAGAGGUCCAAGUCUUUCUGCCAGACAGAAAUCGAGAAGCUGCUAGACCGUGAGGACGGCUCUAAUGAGUUAAUAGGAGAUUUCACCAAACCUUUUUCGCUACCUACAAUCGAUGGAAAACAUCAAGACCUCAAGUACAUUAAUUCUGAUGUGAUGGUUUCAACUCUGUCCGGCCAGUUUAAUCAUCUGGUGGAGCGAGUCAUUGUCAUUGACUGCCGCUAUCCCUACGAGUUUGAAGGAGGACACAUCAAGGGAGCUCUGAAUCUUCAUCAAGAGGAUCAGGUAGAAGAUUUCCUCCUCAAAACGCCCAUCAUCCCAUCCUGCCCAGACAAACGCGUCGUCAUCAUCUUCCACUGCGAGUUCUCGUCCGAGCGCGGCCCCAGAAUGUGCCGCUUCGUACGGGAGCGAGACCGCGCCAUCAACGACUAUCCCAAACUCCACUACCCAGAGCUUUACAUCCUCAAGGGGGGAUACAAAGACUUCUUCCCUCUCUAUCAGAUGCAAUGUGAACCUCAGUCUUACCGGCCGAUGCACCACGAGGACUUCAAGGAGGACCUGAGGAAGUUCCGCCUCAAGAGUCGCACCUGGGCCGGAGAACGAAGCAAGAGAGACAUGUACAGCCGCCUGAAGAAGCUGUGAGCGCCUCGUUCUUCUGUCACUGCCUCCAAAAACACACCACCUCCCCCCUGACCUGACGGAGAACUGACUCCUCUCAAAGCCUGAGGCCUCGCCUCACCAACCAGGAAAUAACAGUCUGGGAUUUACAGCCUCAGAAAUUUGAAUGCAGCUAUAGCAAUGUUAGUUAUUUAUGCAAAUUUGAAGAGGGAAAUGAGACGCAGUGAGCAGAUUGAAUUCUGAUGCAGCGUGAUUGUUUUAAAACCACUCGGACCUCCUGCCUGUUUUAUCUUUUUUUAUCAUGCAGAACGAAUCACUUCCUCAUUGCAAUAAUCCAGCCAAACUAAACCACACUGCCAAGUAUUUCUGUCUUCACUUGUGAUUUUUGGUUUUAAUUUUGCUUUUUUAUGUCCCUCCUUAUUUAAGCACUUAAUUUAAAGUUAAAGUGGUGAGGUGCUUUUUUGAUACUGCUUUUAUAUAAUUUUUUAAUGAAUUAUAUCCCCCUCCUUUCAACUGAUUUCCUUCCGAAUACGUCUUUCUCCAGGCGUCCCAUAAUUGGAUAUUGUCAAUUUUAAACUAUAAUAAAUGCAGAGCUUUUCAUUUCUUUGAUUCCUACCUUCCUGAUCAGUUGCAGUACUUGGUGAGUUCUCUGGGUCCCCAGAUGCCAAAGCAAACCAGCUACCUGUUAACUUUGCAGUGAGAUUUUUUUGAUUCUGAUGCUGCAGGUCAGCAAGCAUGCAAGGGUUUUUGAUUUCUUUGUUUUUGCUUUAAUUCCCUUUCUUUUGAGAGACACUGCCUUCUCCUCUGCAGAGCUUAUGUCAAUUAAUGAUGAACGGGGUGGUUUGGAUAUUGCGGUUCAGGCUCGUGGGGGAGCUGUUGAAAUAAAGAGCCAAUGUGUGUUCAAA